CAUUGUGCACACACUGUUUAUCACGUGUCGCGAUGUAAAUGAUUUGUCUGAUAUUAAAUGAAGAAACAUGGGACCGAAGAAGGCGGAAAAACGUUCGGAGAGAGGAAAGGAACACGUAGACCGUCAAGAGCAGAGCAAGUACAAGUUCGAUCAUCUUCAUCUGGAAGUGAAGUAUCCCGGAACAGCGAUACUGCUUCUAAAAUGUCAAGAGCAACCGGGGCUUUUGGCGGCUGCCGCUGCUCUCUCCAAAUACGGCAGCAAAGCCAAAGAGAAUUUAGAAGUGUUGUUCGAUCUCGACAUUGUGGAGAGCGUGAUUCCGUUGAUCGAACACGAGGAUCUAUUUAUCCGAAGAUUCGCAGCGAAGCUACUGGCAGAAAUGAUCCUCAUUCCCAACGUGCGCAACUUCCUGCUGGAAACCACUUACUACAUCUCCUAUUUCGCCAAUGUGCUGAUGUCCGACAAGGACGUGUUCAUGCAAGAAUUCUCCUCCUGGAUAUUGGCGGAAAUAUCAGGCGACCUGUUCGGUGCGGCACAGUUGCUGAAAGUGUGUCCGCGGCUGAACUUUUUGUUCGAAAAAUUUCAGUCACCCGACCCGGACGUUAAGAGGAACAACUUGCAGAUCCUGCUGAACUUGUUGCAAGAUCCUGUUGGCUCGAACGAGGUCUUGCAGACAAAGGAUUUUAAUUUGAACCUUAUAUAUGAUCUGUACAAUUCGUCCUACGUCGAGAUCCAAAGACUUGCCCUGAACAUAACAGCCGACAUAGUCGGCAGGAAUCAAGACGAACGGUUGCAAGAACUUUUCAGACGAUCGAACGGUCUUCAAGCUCUGCUGAAGUUCCUGGAUAACGACGAGUGGCAAGAUCUCCACGCAGAGGUACUCAGGAUCCUUUGUUCGGCGUCCGAUAACACCGCGACGGUGGAGCUGCUCCACGACAUAGGCGGUAUCCGGCAAAUUCUGAAGUACAAAGAGGACAUAGCGCACUCGAAGCUCUUCAUCGAAGCGCUGGACGUAGCGGUCCGUCUUGCUCGCACACAUCUGGGCAGAAAGGCUCUCUACGCUCACGGCAUCGUUAAUCAUUUGUUGAACACAUUCGAAGGCAACAUGCCAGAGAGCGUGUACGAGAUCGGUUGUCACGGAAUCGGCAUGAUGACCCUUCACCCCGAAGCUGCCAAAGAGCUGAUCGCCAGCAGUUGCAUGAAGAAUAUCUUAGAUAUAUUGAAAAACGAAUCCUUGAAAUGGAGUACCAGACAGGCAGCCAUGUUUGCCUUGAACCAACUGCUCAAAUGCAACGGAAAGAAUGGUCAGGAUUUCUUAAACAUGCAGGGCCAGAAUUAUCUGGUAUGGCUGAUGAGACAACCCGUGUUGAAGGUUCCUGUAGAAAUCCUGAACGGAGCCAUCGAAUGCCUGACGACGAUAGGAAGAAGUCAGUCUUUGCGCAGUGCAAUUAUCACUGCGGAUGUCAUGGAUGCAUUGUGCGCGUCCUUCAAAUUAACAUGCCCAGCGACGACCGACUACAAGAUCGCUUGCUGCAAUGCUCUGUCGACCCUCUGCGUGGACCAGCUCGGAAGAUCCGUUUUCUUGAAGGUCCACGGGCCAAACAGAUUAUAUAAUCUGUUAUGCGACGUCGGCUCGGUUCCAACAAGGAACGCAGCCACCCAGACCAUUCAAUUGUUAUGCGCAGAUCCGGUUCUGGCCAACGCUUUCGUGCAGGCCAGAUAUCUGAAUUACAUGCUGAAGAACCGAACCACCGCGAGAAUCGUGCCCUCCUGGGACACGUGCAUCGAAGCGCUGUUCGACGCCCAUCUGCCGAUCAAGUUUGCUUUCACCGGACGACUUUCGUUGCACGACGUCACCGAGAACGGAUUCUAUGUUCUCCGGAGAAACAUCUGCCCGUUUCCGAUAUUGGACGACAUCUUCCGAUUCAGUAUCUGCCCACUGGAACCUGUUUACGUGGUGAACUGUGUUCGCUCCUACCUGCCGGAAUCCCAGGAAAGAUUACGUCACUCGAUCGGAGACGGUACGGUUGUCGGUUCUAAUAGAGCAUCGAUCCGCGUCACGGUUUUUUAUCUUACAGAGGAUCUUAGCGUCGAAAACGGGGAUAAGGUCAUCCGACCUAGAAUAUUUCUCUCCACGCAAAUAGAGGGUCUAGGGGAGGAUCAGAAAUUUAGCGGCUUGCAAUGCGACAUCUGCUUGCACAAUUACGUGGAGCUGUUCAAGUGCAAGCUCGACGCCGCAGAGACGAAACGCGUGUACGCAUCGCCGGUUAUAAGAUAUUCGAGUCUCGUUUAUUAUAUUCUUCGAUAACCAUUGCACAUCGUUCACAUAGAGCAUCCCAGGCGAAGCCGGGAUUGGCAAACAUGAGCUUCGUGGCUUCACGUGCUGUAAUGUUGGCCAAAUUCGUGGCCAAGCAAAUGUCGGGACCUGAUCAAUUUAUCGACUGUAUCGAUCAUCAGCUGGAAAUCCAUUUGAAGGAGAUCAAAGUCGCCAUAGAGACUAGUGUGAUACCGUUAGGCUCUUUGCGCAUCGGUUCGUACCUCGAGAGGGCCUUGCUGUUUAAAGUUAUCGCGGAUAGGGUGCAUCUACCCGCUGCUUUGGUACGGGGAGAGUACGGGAAGGCUUGGAUCGAAAUAGCUGUGCCCGAAGUAAUACCUGAAUUUCUUUGUGAUACAGAAUGCUCUAUUUGAAAAUGUCUUUCGCCACAGAUGUUCAAAUAAAACAGUCUGCAUUCGAUGCAAUGUAAAAAAAAAAGACUAACAAAAGAAACAACUUUGUAGACAAAGGACCCAGCCGAGGAGACGUCGUUCCAGCCCUACAUAGCGGGAAACCCGUCGAGUCCGGAAUUUCUAAAGUUGCAAGUACAGAAGUCGGCGUACAAACAUAGCCCGGUGCCCGUGGAUCAUCGUCAAACGGCGUUCCCGUCGAAGCUGCUCAAGCCGAACUUCAUCGUCGACCUGAUGCACUCGCCCGGCGAUCUCAUCCCGAUAAACAGUCGUCGGGCGAGGUUGUACCGUGAGAAGGCAUCGAUUUGCCGGCGGGUUUGCCGUGACACACCGAAUCCCGUUUCUGCAACGCGAUAGCUUACUUGCGGCUUACGACGACGAUUAUAAGAUCAGUUCUUCUCGCUCUCACUCUCGCGCACUCUUUGGAUCGUGGAAAAUCAAGAACACAUUGUAAAAUUAUACCGCGGUAAAAUAGAGAAACGUCGCUCAAUGUCA
Molecule: messenger RNA, 3216 nt
Organism: Megalopta genalis
Lineage: Eukaryota; Metazoa; Arthropoda; Insecta; Hymenoptera; Halictidae
Product: armadillo repeat-containing protein 3
Source: RefSeq, a predicted model, not a curated record